Myxocyprinus asiaticus (Chinese sucker) is the source of this 11226-nucleotide messenger RNA. RefSeq names its product epiplakin 1 (gene eppk1). NCBI's taxonomy places the organism in Eukaryota, Metazoa, Chordata, Actinopteri, Cypriniformes, Catostomidae. The record is from RefSeq and is a predicted model, not a curated record. Gene Ontology annotation, cellular component: cell junction; cytoskeleton; membrane. Gene Ontology annotation, biological process: intermediate filament bundle assembly; wound healing. The coding region runs from base 16 to 10668 and encodes 3550 amino acids. The transcript has a single exon. Gene Ontology annotation, molecular function: structural molecule activity; keratin filament binding.
AAAAAUCCACCAAAAAUGCCAGUUCAGGAAAACUGUAAUUCUCGGGGGACAGUAGCUGGAGUUUUCCUAGAACAUUCAAAUGAAACCAUUACUAUAUACAAAGCCUAUAAGAAGCGCUUGCUGAAACCAGGAACAUGUUUGGCACUGUUAGAAGCCCAAGCUGCAACUGGAGGAAUCAUCGAUCCCAUCAAAAACAGACAGCUCUCUGUUGAAGACGCAGUCAAGGAAGGGAUUGUCGGACGUGAAAUGAAAGAAAAACUUCAUUUCGCAGAAAAGGCCAUCAAUGGUUACAUAGAUCCUUACACCAACCAACAAAUAUCACUGUAUCAGGCCAUGCAGAAGGAAGUCAUCCCAAAAGAAUAUGGCAUUCGAUUACUUAAAGCACAGAUCUCUGCUAAAGGGAUCUAUGAUCCCAUUGAAAAAUGCUACAUAACAGAGGAGCAAGCUUGUGAGAAGGGUCACUAUGAUAAAGAACUAUUCAGAGACCAAAUGGAUGUUCUAAAAGUAUUCUAUGACCCAAACUCUCAGGAAAACCUCACCUAUCCAUUACUGAUGGAGAAAUGCACUGUAGCCCCAGAAACUGGUUUACUGCUGUUCCCAGUCUACAUCACGUUCAAAGGCCUUCGCAGAGGUGUAACCUCUGUUGAGCUCCUGACAUCAAAAAUAAUUGACCAACAAACAUAUGACAAUCUGCAAAAGUGCAAGACAACCACCCAGGAUGUGAUGCUAAUGGAGAGAGUAAAAGAAUACCUAGAAGGUAAAGGCAGCAUUGGGGGAGUAGCUGUGCUCUCAUCUAAUAAGAAAAUGAGCAUCUAUCAGGCAAUGAGACAAGGAAUAAUCAUGCCUGGUUCUGCUUUGAUUCUGCUAGAAGCCCAGGCUGCAACUGGCUUCAUGAUUGAUCCAGUUGAAAACAAGACUUUCAAUGUAGAUGAUGCCAUUAAACAAAACCUUGUAGGACCAGAGUACCAUGCAAAAUUGCUUGCGGCAGAACGUGCAGUCACUGGUUACAAUAAUCCAUACACUGGUGAAACCAUUUCCCUUUUUCAAGCUCUAAAGAAGGAAUUGAUUGUGAAGGAGCAUGGGAUUCGUUUACUUGAGGCACAAAUUGCAACUGGUGGUAUUAUCGAUCCAAUAAACAGUCACAGAGUUCCUGUGGAUGUAGCAUACAAGCGUGGCUUCUUUGACAAGGAAAUGAAUGCCAUUCUUGAGGAUCCUGGAGACGACACUAAAGGAUUCUUUGACCCAAACACAAAGGAAAAUCUUACAUACCUGCAACUGCUGAGUCGUUGUGUCAUUGACCUCUCAACAGGACUCACAUUGCUGCCCAUUCAGGAUCAGUCAAGCAAUCUCAAUCACACGUUCAUUGGCUAUGACAUCAAAAAAAUCUUCAAGGAUGUCAUGGUAAAAGUUACAUGUGGGAAGUAUAUGGGAAUGACUGUAUCACUCUGGGAAUUACUCAUGAGUGAAUAUUUCACUGAAAAGCAAAGGCAAGAUAUUAUCAGUCAAUACAGAAUCAGAACACUUACAAUUGAUAUGAUAAUCACCAAAGUCCUGGAGAUAAUUGAACAAUCAGUGAAAACAGCCAAUGUAAUUUUUGAGGGCAUAAGAGAAAAGGUCAGUGCAACCCAACUUGUUGAGGCUGACAUUAUCACUCAGAAUGAUCUAGAAGAUCUCAAAAGAGGAAAAAUGACUGUAAAAGAUGUCACAGAGAAUGAAUCAGUGCAAACAUACCUACAAGGUAAACCAAGCAUUGCUGGUGUGCUGCUUCCUAAUUCCCAAGUCAUGUCAAUCUACCAGGCUAGACAAAAAAGAAUUCUAAGGCCAGGAACGUCACUCAUUCUGCUGGAAGCCCAGGCAGCAACAGGAUUCAUUAUUGAUCCAAUUGCUAAUCGAAAAUUCUCUGUUGAUGACGCUGUGAAGGCACAGGUGGUAGGGGUUGAUCUUCACGCAAAACUAUGCUCGGCAGAGAAGGCAGUGACAGGUUACCAUGAUCCUUACACCGGUAAUAAAAUCUCAUUGUUCCAGGCAAUGCAAAAAUAUUUAAUUGUAAAAGAUCAUGGCAUACGUCUGCUGGAGGCCCAGAUUGCCACAGGGGGCAUUAUCGAUCCUGUAAAUAGCCAUCGCAUUCCAGUUCAUAUAGCUUACAAACGGGGAUACUUCGAUACUGUAAUGAAUCAGAUUCUCGACGAUCCAACUGAUGACACAAAAGGAUUUUUUGACCCAAACACUCAUGAAAACCUUACUUAUUUGCAGCUUAUGUCCAGAUGUGUGACUGACCAAAGUACAGGUCUUUGCCUUUUGCCAAUCAAAGGGAAAGAAAACAUAAUCAUGAUUCCAGACAGCACCAAAGAGGCAUUCCAAACAACAUAUGUCUCUGUGAGAUAUGGUAGGUUCAGCAACAAGCGAGUAACACUCUGGGAGCUCAUUAACUCUGAUUAUUUGUCUGAGGACAAAAGGCAAGAGCUGAUCAAAUGCCACAAGUCAAAAACAAUCACAAUCGAAGAAAUAAUUACAAUAAUUUUAGAAAUCAUUGAAACUAAAGAAGUACAAAGAAAUGCAGAUCUCAGCAUCAACGGUCUGAGGGGAAAAGUCUCCAUUUUGGAGCUGCUGAAUAUGGGCAUCAUAGAUGAAAAAAUAUACAAAGACUUGCUUAAGGGGAAGCUAAUGAUCAAAGAUCUUCUUGAGAUGGACACUGUGAGGACCUUCCUCAGAGGAACAAGCUGUAUAGCUGGUAUAAUUGUGCAAAAGUCUAAUCAGAUAAUUAGCAUCCAUCAAGCCAAAAAAGAGGGUCUUGUUACCCCUGGCACUGCCCUGUGUCUUCUUGAAGCACAGGCUGCCACUGGGUUUAUUGUUGAUCCACUACAGAACAAGAAAUUCACUGUUGAGGAGGCCUUGAAGCAUAAAGUCAUAGCUCCUGAGUUGUAUGAAAAACUCCUGGCUGCUGAGAAAGCAGUGACUGGUUACAAAGACCCAUACACUGGCAAGACAAUAUCACUUUUUGAAGCCAUGAAGAAGGAUCUCAUUCUUAAGCAACAUGGCAUACGUCUACUUGAAGCCCAGAUUGCUACAGGUGGCAUCAUUGAUCCCUUAACAUGUCUACAUUUGCCACUUGAAGUUGCUUUCAGGAAGGGCUAUAUUGAUGCUGACUUAAACCAGAAACUUGCUGAUACCAGUGAUGACACCAAAGGAUUUUUUGAUUCCACUACUCAAAAAAAUCUGACCUACAUGGAGAUGAUGGCAAAAUGCAUCAAGGAUCAUGACACCGGUCUUUUCCUUCUUCCACUGGGUGAAAAAGGGAAAACACAAGCAAAAGCACCAAAAAUUCUCUCAGAUGCUGAGAUUAAGGAAGAGUUUUUGGAAAACACUGUUGUCAUUCCUGUUGGGUGUUUCUCUGGAAAAUCACUAUCUCUUUGGGAGGUAAUUCACUCUGUGUUCUUCACUGAAGAACAGAGGCAGCAGUGCUUUGAACAAUACUCUUUGGGCAAAAUAAAUAUAAAGGAUGUUGCCACAAUGGUUACCAGAACAAUCCAAAAACUGGAACAGAAAGAAGCAAUUGAUCAAACAACAAUGGGCUUGAGAAAAUCUGUUUCUUUGCGAAAGCUGCAUGAUUCUGGAAUUAUUGAAGCCAAAACUUACAAGGAUUUGCAAGAUGGUAAAGCUACCACUGAAAGUGUGGUGAAACUUGAAUCUGUACAAAGGUACUUGAAAGGCACUGGAAGUAUUGCAGGAGUAAAGCUUUAUCCAUCAGAAAAAGUGGUAAAUUUAUACACUGCAAAAACUGAAGGCUUGCUCAGUUCUGAUGCAGUGCUGAUGUUGCUUGAGGCUCAAGCAGCAACUGGAUAUAUUAUUGAUCCAAUCAGAAAAGAACAUCUCUCUGUAAUGGAGGCUGCCAGAGCUCAACUUAUUGGACCAGAGAUAUUAGAUCACUUACUCUUGGCUGAACGUGCCGUUACUGGUUUCACAGACCCAUACACAGAUGCGCAAAUAUCCUUAUUUGAAGCAAUGAAAAAAGGUAUCAUCCCUCGAAACCAUGGAUUGCAUCUUUUAGAUGCACAGCUCGCAACAGGAGGGAUAAUUGAUCCGAUUGGAAGCUACCGGAUACCUAUUCAGAGGGCAAUAAUGCAAGGAUACAUGGAUAGGGAGACCAGUGAGCUUCUGGCAAAUCCCAGUGGUAGAGAAAAAGGGUUUUCAGACCCAAACACAAAAGAACAGCUUACUUACUAUCAACUCAAGCAGAAAUGUGUGAGAGAUUCAACCACUGGACUACUACUUCUCCCAGUAGAUGAAAAAAGUGUUGAAAGCUCAAUCUACAAUGACAAACAUAUAGUAAAUGUCUUCAAAGAGAAAUCAGUGAUCAUCAAUGCUGCAAAGUUUGAAGGUAAACGUGUACCACUUUGGGAUGCACUACACUCAGAGUACAUAUCUGCAGAGAAAAGGAAAGAGUUUCUUGACCUGUACAAACUGAAAAAACUGUCCAUCGAAGAGAUAAAAGAAGUGGUUACAGCGAUAAUAAUUGAGAUAACAACAAAAAAACAUUCAUUUAAAGGUCUGAGAAAACAAGUGUCGGCAAGUGAACUCUUUGAAGCAAAAAUUAUUUCUAAAGACAUGUUUAGUAAGCUUAUCAAUGAAGAAGUACAAGACGAUGAUAUUAACAAAAUGGAAUCCAUACAAAAGUACCUUGGGGCAACAAACUGUAUUGCUGGUGUUCAUAUCCAGUCUACCAAACAGAACAUGAGCAUCAAUGAAGCUAAAAAUAGGGGACUUCUGUCUCCUGGAACAUCUUUGGUUUUACUGGAGGCACAGGCUGCCACUGGCUUUAUGAUCGACCCAGUUAGGAAUAAAAAGCUGUCAGUAGAACAGGCGGUGGCCGAAGGGAUUGUUGGGACGGAAUGGAAAAGCAAACUGCUCUCUGCAGAGCGGGCAGUAACUGGUUACACUGACCCCCACACAGGGAAAACAAUCUCUUUGUUCCAGGCCUUGAAAAAAGAUCUUAUUGUCAAAGACCAUGGCAUUCGUCUUCUAGAAGCUCAGAUAGCUACAGGAGGCAUUAUUGAUCCUGUACACAGUCAUCGUGUUCCUGUGGAAGUGGCGUACCAAAGAGGGUACUUUGAUGAGGAAAUGAACAAAAUCCUUUCUGAUCCAGAUGAUGACACAAAGGGCUUCUUUGAUCCCAACACACAGGAAAACCUCACAUACUUACAGCUUGUGGAGCGGUGUGUUAGAGAUCCAAACACUGGCCUCAGCCUCCUUGUCAUUGUCAAGAAAGGCGAGUACUACUUCUUCAUUGAUGAACAAACAAAGCAUAUCCUGAAGUCUACAACCACAAACAAAGCAGGAGGAAAGUUCCAGGGGCAGUUGGUGUCUCUCUGGGAUCUGCUGUACUCUGAUUACAUCAUUGAGGACAAGAGAAGAGAUCUGGUGCAGCAGUUCAAAUCAGGCUCAAUAACUAUUGAACAAUUCUUGGAAACUGUUCUAACAUUAGUAUUGCAGAAAUCAGGAACAAGUACCUCUACCAUUAAAACAUCAACUACAAUAACAACAGAGACAACCCAAAAUACCAGUUUCCAAGGUAUCAGAAAGGAUGUGAGUGCCGACGAGAUGCUGAAUUCCAAAAUCAUUGAUGAGAAAACGUACAAAGACCUAACUUCUGGAAUAGUCACAGUCGAUUAUGUUAGUGAAAUGGAUUCUGUGCGAAAAUACCUACAAGGAACAAAUAGCAUUGCUGGUGUGUUUGUCCAGUCUACCAAAAAGACCAUGAGCAUCUUUGAAGCCAAAAAUAAGGGACUUCUGACUCCUGGAACAUCUCUGGUUUUGCUAGAGGCACAGGCUGCCACUGGCUUUAUGAUCGACCCAGUGAAGAACAAAAAACUGUCAGUAGAACAGGCGGUGGCUGAAGGGAUUGUUGGGACGGAAUGGAAAAGCAAACUGCUCUCUGCAGAGCGGGCAGUCACUGGUUACACUGACCCCCACACAGGGAAAACAAUCUCUUUGUUCCAGGCCUUGAAAAAAGAUCUUAUUGUCAAAGACCAUGGCAUUCGUCUUCUAGAAGCUCAGAUAGCUACAGGAGGCAUUAUUGAUCCUGUACACAGUCAUCGUGUUCCUGUGGAAGUGGCGUACCAAAGAGGGUACUUUGAUGAGGAAAUGAACAAAAUCCUUUCUGAUCCAGAUGAUGACACAAAGGGCUUCUUUGAUCCCAACACACAGGAAAACCUCACAUACUUACAGCUUGUGGAGCGGUGUGUUAGAGAUCCAAACACUGGCCUCAGCCUCCUUGUCAUUGUCAAGAAAGGCGAGUACUACUUCUUCAUUGAUGAACAAACAAAGCAUAUCCUGAAGUCUACAACCACAAACAAAGCAGGAGGAAAAUUCCAGGGGCAGCUGGUUUCUCUCUGGGAUCUGCUGUACUCUGAUUACAUCAUUGAGGACAAGAGAAGAGAUCUGGUGCAGCAGUUCAAAUCAGGCUCAAUAACUAUUGAACAAUUCUUGGAAACUGUUCUAACGUUAGUAUUGCAGAAAUCAGGAACAAGUACCUCUACCAUUAAAACAUCAACUACAAUAACAACAGAGACAACCCAAAAUACCAGUUUCCAAGGUAUCAGAAAGGAUGUGAGUGCCGACGAGAUGCUGAAUUCCAAAAUCAUUGAUGAGAAAACGUACAAAGACCUAACUUCUGGAAUAGUCACAGUCAAUUAUGUUAGUGAAAUGGAUUCUGUGCGAAAAUACCUACAAGGAACAAAUAGCAUUGCUGGUGUGUUUGUCCAGUCUACCAAAAAGACCAUGAGCAUCUUUGAAGCCAAAAAUAAGGGACUUCUGACUCCUGGAACAUCUCUGGUUUUGCUAGAGGCACAAGCUGCCACUGGCUUUAUGAUCGACCCAGUGAAGAACAAAAAACUGUCAGUAGAACAGGCGGUGGCCGAAGGGAUUGUUGGGACGGAAUGGAAAAGCAAACUGCUCUCUGCAGAGCGGGCAGUCACUGGUUACACUGACCCCCACACAGGAAAAACAAUCUCUUUGUUCCAGGCCUUGAAAAAAGAUCUUAUUGUCAAAGACCAUGGCAUUCGUCUUCUAGAAGCUCAGAUAGCUACAGGAGGCAUUAUUGAUCCUGUACACAGUCAUCGUGUUCCUGUGGAAGUGGCGUACCAAAGAGGGUACUUUGAUGAGGAAAUGAACAAAAUCCUUUCUGAUCCAGAUGAUGACACAAAGGGCUUCUUUGAUCCCAACACACAGGAAAACCUCACAUACUUACAGCUUGUGGAGCGGUGUGUUAGAGAUCCAAACACUGGCCUCAGCCUCCUUGUCAUUGUCAAGAAAGGCGAGUACUACUUCUUCAUUGAUGAACAAACAAAGCAUAUCCUGAAGUCUACAACCACAAACAAAGCAGGAGGAAAAUUCCAGGGGCAGCUGGUUUCUCUCUGGGAUCUGCUGUACUCUGAUUACAUCAUUGAGGACAAGAGAAGAGAUCUGGUGCAGCAGUUCAAAUCAGGCUCAAUAACUAUUGAACAAUUCUUGGAAACUGUUCUAACGUUAGUAUUGCAGAAAUCAGGAACAAGUACCUCUACCAUUAAAACAUCAACUACAAUAACAACUGAGACAACCCAAAAUACCAGUUUCCAAGGCAUCAGAAAAGAUGUGAGUGCUGACGAGAUGCUGAAUUCCAAAAUCAUUGAUGAGAAAACGUACAAAGACCUAACUUCUGGAAUAGUCACAGUCGAUUAUGUUAGUGAAAUGAAUUCUGUGCGAAAAUACCUACAAGGAACAAAUAGCAUUGCUGGUGUGUUUGUCCAGUCUACCAAAAAGACCAUGAGCAUCUUUGAAGCCAAAAAUAAGGGACUUCUGACUCCUGGAACAUCUCUGGUUUUGCUAGAGGCACAGGCUGCCACUGGCUUUAUGAUCGACCCAGUGAAGAACAAAAAACUGUCAGUAGAACAGGCGGUGGCUGCAGGGAUUGUUGGGACGGAAUGGAAAAGCAAACUGCUCUCUGCAGAGCGGGCAGUCACUGGUUACACUGACCCCCACACAGGGAAAACAAUCUCUUUGUUCCAGGCCUUGAAAAAAGAUCUUAUUGUCAAAGACCAUGGCAUUCGUCUUCUAGAAGCUCAGAUAGCUACAGGAGGCAUUAUUGAUCCUGUACACAGUCAUCGUGUUCCUGUGGAAGUGGCGUACCAAAGAGGGUACUUUGAUGAGGAAAUGAACAAAAUCCUUUCUGAUCCAGAUGAUGACACAAAGGGCUUCUUUGAUCCCAACACACAGGAAAACCUCACAUACUUACAGCUUGUGGAGCGGUGUGUUAGAGAUCCAAACACUGGCCUCAGCCUCCUUGUCAUUGUCAAGAAAGGCGAGUACUACUUCUUCAUUGAUGAACAAACAAAGCAUAUCCUGAAGUCUACAACCACAAACAAAGCAGGAGGAAAAUUCCAGGGGCAGCUGGUUUCUCUCUGGGAUCUGCUGUACUCUGAUUACAUCAUUGAGGACAAGAGAAGAGAUCUGGUGCAGCAGUUCAAAUCAGGCUCAAUAACUAUUGAACAAUUCUUGGAAACUGUUCUAACGUUAGUAUUGCAGAAAUCAGGAACAAGUACCUCUACCAUUAAAACAUCAACUACAAUAACAACUGAGACAACCCAAAAUACCAGUUUCCAAGGUAUCAGAAAAGAUGUGAGUGCCGACGAGAUGCUGAAUUCCAAAAUCAUUGAUGAGAAAACGUACAAAGACCUAACUUCUGGAAUAGUCACAGUCAAUUAUGUUAGUGAAAUGGAUUCUGUGCGAAAAUACCUACAAGGAACAAAUAGCAUUGCUGGUGUGUUUGUCCAGUCUACCAAAAAGACCAUGAGCAUCUUUGAAGCCAAAAAUAAGGGACUUCUGACUCCUGGAACAUCUCUGGUUUUGCUAGAGGCACAGGCUGCCACUGGCUUUAUGAUCGACCCAGUGAAGAACAAAAAACUGUCAGUAGAACAGGCGGUGGCUGCAGGGAUUGUUGGGACGGAAUGGAAAAGCAAACUGCUCUCUGCAGAGCGGGCAGUCACUGGUUACACUGACCCCCACACAGGAAAAACAAUCUCUUUGUUCCAGGCCUUGAAAAAAGAUCUUAUUGUCAAAGACCAUGGCAUUCGUCUUCUAGAAGCUCAGAUAGCUACAGGAGGCAUUAUUGAUCCUGUACACAGUCAUCGUGUUCCUGUGGAAGUGGCGUACCAAAGAGGGUACUUUGAUGAGGAAAUGAACAAAAUCCUUUCUGAUCCAGAUGAUGACACAAAGGGCUUCUUUGAUCCCAACACACAGGAAAACCUCACAUACUUACAGCUUGUGGAGCGGUGUGUUAGAGAUCCAAACACUGGCCUCAGCCUCCUUGUCAUUGUCAAGAAAGGCGAGUACUACUUCUUCAUUGAUGAACAAACAAAGCAUGUCCUGAAGUCUACAACCACAAACAAAGCAGGAGGAAAAUUCCAGGGGCAGCUGGUUUCUCUCUGGGAUCUGCUGUACUCUGAUUACAUCAUUGAGGACAAGAGAAGAGAUCUGGUGCAGCAGUUCAAAUCAGGCUCAAUAACUAUUGAACAAUUCUUGGAAACUGUUCUAACGUUAGUAUUGCAGAAAUCAGGAACAAGUACCUCUACCAUUAAAACAUCAACUACAAUAACAACUGAGACAACCCAAAAUACCAGUUUCCAAGGCAUCAGAAAAGAUGUGAGUGCUGACGAGAUGCUGAAUUCCAAAAUCAUUGAUGAGAAAACGUACAAAGACCUAACUUCUGGAAUAGUCACAGUCGAUUAUGUUAGUGAAAUGAAUUCUGUGCGAAAAUACCUACAAGGAACAAAUAGCAUUGCUGGUGUGUUUGUCCAGUCUACCAAAAAGACCAUGAGCAUCUUUGAAGCCAAAAAUAAGGGACUUCUGACUCCUGGAACAUCUCUGGUUUUGCUAGAGGCACAGGCUGCCACUGGCUUUAUGAUCGACCCAGUGAAGAACAAAAAACUGUCAGUAGAACAGGCGGUGGCCGAAGGGAUUGUUGGGACGGAAUGGAAAAGCAAACUGCUCUCUGCAGAGCGGGCAGUCACUGGUUACACUGACCCCCACACAGGAAAAACAAUCUCUUUGUUCCAGGCCUUGAAAAAAGAUCUUAUUGUCAAAGACCAUGGCAUUCGUCUUCUAGAAGCUCAGAUAGCUACAGGAGGCAUUAUUGAUCCUGUACACAGUCAUCGUGUUCCUGUGGAAGUGGCGUACCAAAGAGGGUACUUUGAUGAGGAAAUGAACAAAAUCCUUUCUGAUCCAGAUGAUGACACAAAGGGCUUCUUUGAUCCCAACACACAGGAAAACCUCUCCUACUUACAGCUUGUGGAGCGGUGUUUUAGAGAUCCAAACACUGGCCUCAGCCUCCUUGUCAUUGUCAAGAAAGGCGAGUACUACUUCUUCAUUGAUGAACAAACAAAGCAUAUCCUGAAGUCUACAACAACAAACAAAGCAGGAGGAAAAUUCCAAGGGCAGUUGGUUUCUCUCUGGGAUCUGCUGUACUCUGACUACAUCACUGAGGACAAGAGAAGAGAUCUGGUGCAGCAGUUCAAAUCAGGCACAAUAGCUAUUGCAAAAUUCUUGGAAACUGUUCUAACAUUAGUUUUGCAGAAAUCAGGAACAAGUAUCUCUACCAUUAAAACAUCAACUACAAUAACAACUGAGACACGAUGAUCCUGUACACAGUCAUCAUGUUCCUGUGGAAGUAGCAUACCAAAGAGGGUACUUUGAUGAGGAAAUGAACAAGAUCCUUUCUGAUGCAGAUGAUGACACCAAGGGCUUCUUUGACCCCAACACAAAGGCAAACCUAACUUAUUUAAAGCUGGUUGAGCGGUGUAUUAGAGACCCAAGUACAGGGCUUUAUAUACUUGUCUUAAAAAAGUAGGUUUAAGAUUGUAUGCAACAUGCCAUGCAGAGUAACUCUGUACAUCACAUUAUUCACCUUGCUUAAUGACUACAUCAUACUAUAUAUUUUUUGCUUUGUUCUCAAUGUAAUGCUAUUAUCGCUAAAUAAUCUGUUUCUAAUUAUGUUUAUAACAUCUGUAAAUGUAUCAGCUUAGACACAAAAAACAAAUUUCUAGUUGUACACAUUUAAAGUGAUAUUGUGUUGUGCUAUGCACGUUGCAUUCAACAAUUUAGUGUGUCCUUUUAAACAAACAAUAUUGCUAAAAUUUUCAUCUGUUUUAUCUCAUGCUGUCCUCAUAUAUUUUCAAUAAAUUUCAAAUAAGCACA